This is a messenger RNA of Paramacrobiotus metropolitanus, 1030 nucleotides long. RefSeq lists its product as uncharacterized. The annotation marks the transcript as partial. NCBI's taxonomy places the organism in Eukaryota, Metazoa, Tardigrada, Eutardigrada, Parachela, Macrobiotidae. The transcript has 2 exons. Gene Ontology annotation, molecular function: ATP binding; protein serine/threonine kinase activity. The record is from RefSeq and is a predicted model, not a curated record. Gene Ontology annotation, biological process: protein phosphorylation. Gene Ontology annotation, cellular component: cytoplasm.
UUCUAGCGGUUUUCACUGCCUUAAAUUCUAUGGAAGUGCUCGAUCAUGCCAGUCGCCAGAUUAUUCCAGAAUUUUUAAAUUGCUCCUUUUAAAGAAUCCAGCAAACAUACAUUUUUAUCAUAUUACAUUUAAAGGCAUUCCAUGGCUGACUCGACAGUUUUCAGUCCGUAUCCAACCAGACGGCAACGUUCACAUUCUUGUAACUAUGGACAAAAUAUUAUCGGGUGCCCAAGUAAGAACAUAGUUACAGUGGAACAACUAGUUCAAUGCCCUGCUAUCAUGGCUAACAUCGUUGACACUGUCCCCCACGAAAGCGCCGCGAGAAUCCUCUCGACAAUGCAGAAAUUGUGGAUUGCAGAUACUGUGCUGGAGCAGCUUACGAAGCUACAUUGUAAUGACAUCUGCGGAAUGGAUUUUCUGCCAAAUCACGUGUUGAUCAGCCGACACGGAGCAUUGCUGCAGAAACGAGGCCGAGUCCCAUCUCAUGACGGAAAUGUCGGCAAGCACCAUGAUAAAGCAGUGCGAGUUUUGCUCUACUCGGCACCGGAAGACAUUCGCCAUGAUAACAAAGACGGACGUUCGUCAGACGUUUGGAGUUUUGCGUGUUUGUGUCUAUAUGUUUUCAGUGGAAAAGACCCUGAGUUCUAUCAUCAACUAGCCAACGGCCAAAAACGCUUUUUAAAUCAGGUCAAGGGUGCAUUUGCCGCAAUAACAAUGAUGGUUGGAAAGGGAGAUUGUAUUCCAGAAUAUGCGAUGUGCUACCAAAACAGUCCCGCAAUGCAAGCGCUUUUUUGUCAAUGUUUCCAGUUUAUUGCUCUACAGAGACCUGGAGCAUUCCAGCUAAGACAGGACAUGGUUCUAGCCCAAAAAGAGGCAUUGCUGCAGUGCGGAAUGACAAAAAGCGGGAUGAAGACGGCCUCCCGUGGAUUAUAUCUGCCGUUGGAUGAUGAAUUUCCGCACUUAGCCUUGGAUGUGGUGAAAAAGACUGUCAAAUACAAGAGAUACAGCAGUCACAUCGGGAAAGAUUGCA